AUGCUAAAUUAUUUGAGAUACCUCCUAAGCCUCGGUGGUGCUUCCUUAUACUGUUGCUUUCCUACUCCUUUCCUUCUUACAGACUGUAAAAAUCGCAAGCUCGCAAUCAUUCAUCGGUAUAAACUAUGGCCAAGUUGCGGACAACCUUCCACCACCAUCAUCCACCGCAAAACUUCUUCAAUCCACUUCAAUCAAAAGGUCCGAUUAUAUGGAAUUGGAAUUGGAAUUGUUAUCGGUACUACAAAUGGUGACAUUCCAGGACUAGCCUCUGAUCCCAAUUUUGCCAAGAGCUGGAUCAACAUGAACGUGCUUCCCUUCUAUCUAGCUAGCAAUAUCAUCCUCAUCACUGUUGGCAACGAGGUCAUGACUUCCAAUGAUCAGAAUCUCAUGAACAAGCUCUUACCAGCCAUGCAAAAUGGCUUGUUGGAGUUUAAUAGUGCGAAUGGUUUGCCUUUCGCAAUCAAUCCCCACCCUUACUUUGCCUACAGAAGCGAUACAAGGCUUGAGACUCUCGCUUUUUGCCUUUUCCAGCCGAAUGCAGGACGAACGGAUGGAAACACUAAGAUCAAGUACAUGAACAUGUUCGAUGCUCAGGUGGAUGCAGUGUAUUCUGCACUGAAUUCUAUGGGAUUUAAGAAUGUUGAGAUUGUGGUGGCCGAGAGUGGAUGGCCAUAUAAAGGGGAUGACAACGAAGUAGGGCCAAGCAUUGAGAUUGCCAAGGCUUACAAUGGCAAUUUGAUCGCACACCUUCGAUCGAUGGUGGGCACUCCACUCAUGCCAGGAAAAUCAGAGGAUACAUACCUCUUUGCUCUUUAUGACGAAGACUAG
Messenger RNA from Populus trichocarpa (black cottonwood), 828 nucleotides. Its product is annotated as glucan endo-1,3-beta-glucosidase 7-like. Gene Ontology annotation, molecular function: hydrolase activity, hydrolyzing O-glycosyl compounds. Gene Ontology annotation, biological process: carbohydrate metabolic process. The coding region runs from base 1 to 828 and encodes 275 amino acids. The record is from RefSeq and is a predicted model, not a curated record. NCBI's taxonomy places the organism in Eukaryota, Viridiplantae, Streptophyta, Magnoliopsida, Malpighiales, Salicaceae. Gene Ontology annotation, cellular component: plasma membrane. The transcript is spliced from 4 exons.